This is a messenger RNA of Cantharellus anzutake, 528 nucleotides long. RefSeq lists its product as uncharacterized. The record is from RefSeq and is a predicted model, not a curated record. The transcript is spliced from 5 exons. Bases 1 to 528 code for a protein of 175 amino acids. Lineage: Eukaryota; Fungi; Basidiomycota; Agaricomycetes; Cantharellales; Hydnaceae.
AUGGCCGAGGCCGGCACUAAGCCUCAAGGCGUCGAUCGAAAGAAGCCAAACUGGGUACCCGGUGGAAGAUAUUUGCAGCGAGCACACGCCUUGGCAGUCGCAGCCGCAGGCCUUGCCCACCGCCGGGAGGUCGACUCAAGCAUCAGGGAACGAGAACCAAGUCAAGUGCGGACCAUUGAUCGAAAACAGGGCCAGAUAGUCUGUUGGGAUAUCGAAGGCAGGGCUGCAACGGUUUCAAACACGCCAUCGACACUUUGGGUGAUUCGUACCCAUUGUCGGCGUGAAGUCGAACCCCGUCAAGUUGGCCAGUUCCCAGAGGAAGCGCGUCUUGUCGUCUUGAAGCCCCGUACAUCGCUCAAGUUUGCCGACAUACCCCCAACACCCGAAUGGCUCAAGACAAGCGAACUUGUUGGCAUACACGGCCCUAUAGGCUCCAUCGGAAAUCGACUUCCGGGAAAAGGUCAUUCGUUCUAUCAGGCAGGAUCCAGGGAUCACGGCAGCAAGUCACUGUCCGGAGAAUUCGAUUGA